Molecule: messenger RNA, 2044 nt
Organism: Trichoderma virens Gv29-8
Lineage: Eukaryota; Fungi; Ascomycota; Sordariomycetes; Hypocreales; Hypocreaceae
Exons: 18
Coding region: 114-1718 (534 amino acids)
Biological process (GO): GMP biosynthetic process
Cellular component (GO): cytosol
Molecular function (GO): GMP synthase activity; ATP binding; GMP synthase (glutamine-hydrolyzing) activity
Source: RefSeq, a predicted model, not a curated record
UGUGUAUCCUAUUUGCAGGGACCCUCACUGUAUUCUUCGCAUCUUUGGACCCUUUGGGCGGAGACAUAUUCUUCUCAUUUUUGGACCUUUUGGGUGGAAAUAUCUCCUGUACAAUGAGCGACACGGCCAAAGCGGCGCCGCCGCAUGAUGUCUUCGACACCGUCCUCGUCUUGGAUCUAGGAUCUCAGACCAGCCAUCUCAUCUUGAGACGGCUUAGGUCUCUUGGGGUGUACUCUGAGAUGUUACCUUGUACUCAAAAGCUCAAAGAUCUUUCUUGGAAACCAGUUGGCAUCAUUCUGAGCGGGGGACCAUCAAGCGUGUAUUCCCCCGACUCCCCGAGCGUGGAUCCAGCGGUCUUCGAGCUUGGUGUCCCCGUGUUAGGCGUCUGCUUCGGCAAUCAACUGAUUGCGUGGCGUGUGGAUCCAAGCAGCGUAGCACCCGGCAAGAACCGUGAGUACGGCGAAACCGCGCUGGCCAUCCGAAAGGUUGGUAGCCACGGCGAUCGGCUCUUUGACGGACUGGGAGACUCCUUGAACGUUGUCAUGAGUCAUUUCGACAAGGUUGUUCAUCUGCCCGACGGUUUUGAGAUCAUUGCCACCACCAAGGACAGCGAGUUUGCUGGCAUUGCCCACAAAUCUAUGCCAAUCUUUGGCAUCCAAUUCCACCCUGAGAUCUCACACACUGAGCGGGGGACUGAUAUUCUUGCCAACUUUGCUCUCAAGAUCUGCGGCGCCCGAGCAGACUGGAAAAUGGACAACUUCUUGGAGAACGAGAUCGUUCGGAUUCGGAAGCUGGUUGGCGACAACGCCCAGGUUAUUGGAGCCGUCUCCGGCGGUGUUGACAGCACUGUAGCCGCCAAGCUGAUGAAGGAAGCCAUUGGAGACCGAUUCCAUGCCAUUCUCGUCGACACUGUCAAGGAGACUUUGGACAAGCACCUGGGAAUCAAUCUCACAGUGGUGGAUGGAUCCGAGCUUUUCCUCGGCCGCCUUGCAGGCGUCACGGAGCCUGAAGCCAAGAGGAAGAUUAUCGGCGGGACUUUCAUUGACCUCUUUGAGAUUGAGGCACUCCGUAUUGAGAAAGAAGCAGAGAACACAGCUCGUGCCGGAAAGGUUGAAUGGUUCCUUCAGGGGACGCUGUAUGCGGAUAUCGUGGAAAGCUUGAGUUUCAAGGGAGCUGCCAGUUCUACAAUCAAGUCUCAUCAUAAUGCGGGAGGGCUCCCUGCUCGUAUGCAGAAUGGCGAGGCGCAGCUGAAGCUGCUCGAGCCGCUGCGAGAGCUGUUCAAGGACGAAGUGCGGGAGUUCGGUCGGCAAUUGAAGAUCCACGAGGAGCUCGUUGGCAGACACCCCUUCCCGGGACCCGGUCUGGGCAUCAGGAUCAUCGGCGAGGUCACCCCCGAGCGAGUCGAAAUUGUGCGCAAGGCGGAUCACAUCUUCAUCUCCAUGAUCCGAGAGGCCGGCAUCUACGACGAGGUCACCCAAGCCUACGCCGCACUUGACACCAACAGAGCCGUCGGUGUACAGGGAGAUGCUAGGGUUUACGGCUACAUCUGCGUUCUGCGAGCCGUGACCAGCUUAGAUAUGAUGAGUGCCGAGCCAUACGAAUUCAAGUGGAGUCUCCUCAGGGCUAUCAGCAGGCGGAUUGUCAACGAAGUAGACGGCAUUGCGAGGGUCGUAUACGACACCACAGCAAAGCCUCCAGGCACAAUCGAACUGGAGUAAUGAGUUUACUGAAUCGGAUUCAGAGACUGGUUUCUAGGCAGGCCGCUUUUUUUUUUUUUUUUUUUGGCAUGGACCUGAUUUGGCGUUUAGACGGAUAGGUGAUAUAAAUAAAAUACCUAGAGGGCUAUGUGACUUAAAACAGGACUAUACGACAUAGAACUCUUUGCUCUCUGUAGCAACUUGAAUGGGAGGAUUUGGCCGGCCCUAUGAUCAAUUGGUAGCUGGGAUUGGUAACUAAGCCAGGCUCGGCCCAGGAAUCCGGAUAUAAAAGAGAAAUGAUUCCUUGGAGCGGAAUUAGAAAAAUGAAAUGGGCUUUCCUUUUAAAU